Molecule: messenger RNA, 2237 nt
Organism: Cuscuta campestris
Lineage: Eukaryota; Viridiplantae; Streptophyta; Magnoliopsida; Solanales; Convolvulaceae
Source: the annotation of a GenBank genome assembly
CGAUGUCGAUCGAUUGUAUGAAUGCUUCAAAUGCGGCUUGUCUCCUCCGCAAUCUGCGAUCAGAGAAAGAAAAAGGGGAAAUAGAACAUUGAAACGGGUAGGUUCAGCAUACGCCCAAUCAGCUGAAAAAAAUUCCAUGAGCACAGCAGAUGCGGAUCACUCUCUUGAAGAUUCCAGUUCAUCAAAAGCAAAGAGAAAUAGCAAUCGGAAGCAGUUCUCUCCCCUUGUGUUUUAUAGGUCUCCACAUGGGGUUCCUCCAAAGAGACCAGCUAGUUUGUUGCGCUUGUUGCAAGAAAUACAUGUAGAUCUCAGAGAACAAAACAAGCAUAGACAAGAAGUAUGGGCCACUUUCCCUAAGCAGGAUGAAGCAGUCAAGCAUGCAAAACAGUUCAUGAAUGCUCGUGUUUUUAGUUAUCAGGAUCAUUUAAAUGGCCAAAGAAGGUUUCUUGUUUCCACAUAUGAGGACUUUUGGAGAAGGUAUAAAAAUAUGAAUUCUAAGAGGCACCAUUAUGAAGUCAUUCAGGAGGGCUUGCCAUGCCACCUUUAUUUUGAUUUGGAGUUCAAUAAGAGAGCAAAUGAAGAUAAGAAUGGAGAUGAAAUGGUUGAUCUCUUGGUCAUGGCUGUAUUUGAUACCCUGCUGGAAAAGUAUUCUCUUGAAGGAAGUCAUGACUGGAUUGUUGAGCUUGAUUCUUCUACUGAAGAUAAGUUCUCCCGACAUUUAAUCAUUAGAAUACCAAAGGCUGCAUUUAAGGACAACUCUCAUGUUGGGGCAUUUGUUACUGAGAUAUGUUCACGUAUAUUUACUUCAAAUGAGAUGGAUGAGAGAUUCAAAAAGCUCUUUGUCUUUAAAGAUUCAAAAUCAGUUGGAAUUCCAAGUCAGAUCUUUGUGGAUACUGCUGUCUACUCUAGAAACCGCUGCUUUCGCCUAGCUCUCUCAUCUAAAUCCGGGAAGACUUCUGUCCUUCUACCAAGUGGGCGCUUUAAAUGUGAGGACAUGAGUGAAGAAGAAAUGUUUAUGGCAUCACUGAUUUGCAAUAUGGAUGCUGACUGUGAGAAACUUUUGGUUUGUAAAAUGGAUUCAGAUUUUGUCAAGACCCUGCAUUUUGAUACAGAGACUACAGAAAAUUUCCAACAAGACUUCAUUCCCCAUGCAUCUGUGUUGAAUAGUUUUGAAGGUGAUCCUUCAAGAGCAUACUUGAUGGGAAAGUCGCCAUUCACAGCUUUAGAUGCAUUCAUUGUGUAUAUUGCCUCCAUAGGAAGUGUACCAGGAAAAGUUAGGAGUUGGUAUUGGUUCUCAGAGUAUGGGUUGAUGGUGUACAACAUGUCAAAAAACAGAUAUUGUGAAAGGAUCCAGAGAGAACACAAAAGCAAUCAUGGAAACACAAUAUCAAAGGCAUUGGAAGCCGAACAGGCCAGCUUGGUGCCUUGGGUCGGGGCUAAAAUCUCUUAUCAAAUCCAGCUGUUGCCCAACACUCAAACUCUUUCCUACUGCCAUAAUGUUUCUAUCAAUGUCCAUACUCCAGUAGCAGCUCUUCCCCCUUCACUAUCAAAGUCUGAUUUGUGUGAUCCUGCUUCUGCAAGUCCUUCGGUCAGUAAUUUCUCUCUUAGCCAGUCCACUUUCUGGUCUGUUGCCCUAUCUCUCUUAAUAGGUUUGCCUGCCUAUUAUGCUCCCCAGUUUUCCCAAGCGAGACAGGCUCCAGUACUUCAUAUCCAGACCUGGCAGCUGAACCCAUAUUGGAAUAUCAUUCAAUUCCAGCAGGUUGAUGUUCAGUCCUGGUUUCCAUUUCUUUACAAGCAUAGGGGUGUUUAUUACCAGAAGUGCCAUGAUCCUGAUUGCAGAGGCUAUCGAUCCCCUUUACGCCCCAUCCCUGAUAAUGUCAUAGCUCGUUGUUCAGUAUCUUUUAAUGUAAAAGGUAAUAUUGAAGGUUUGGGACACACAGUUGUAGAUAGCGAUGGGAGUAUCAUAGACAACUGCAAGAAAGAUUGGUGGCUUGAAACCAUCAAAUUUGCUGAUCAGGACAACCCGGACGGAACGUCAGGAGAAGAAGAUGAUGAAGAGUGGUGGACGACUGUUGAAGAGAUUGCAACACAAACAGAGCGGGCUUACCUGGGAAAUGCUUAGUGCUGAUAAGUCAGUCGUUCCUACGAUAAGCUAGUGUAGGCCACUUGUAAGUUAGCUGGAUUAAUUAUUAGUGACUUUUUUUUUACAGUAGGACAAAUAAGUGACUUGUUAAUUG